AUGGCGGCAUUGGUGAAUGCGCUGCUUGUCACUCUGUGUUUUCCCAGUGUGAUCGUCACUUUAUCGUCUAUAAUUACGGUUCCUACCAGGAGUUUCACUGUAGAUUAUGAAAAUAACACAUUCCUGAAGGAUGGGAAGCCAUUCCGGUAUGUGUCUGGGAGUAUCCACUACAGUCGUAUCCCACAAUAUUACUGGAAAGACAGACUCCUUAAGAUGUAUGCCGCUGGACUGGAUGCCAUUCAGGUAUACGUUCCUUGGAAUGUCCACCAGCCAUUGGAGAACAAAUUUGACUUUGAUGGACAAAAUGAUGUGGUGCAGUUCAUAUCCAUGGCCAAGGAAAUAGGGUUACUGGUCGUCCUGAGAGCUGGGCCUUAUAUUGAUGGUGAAUGGGAGUUUGGAGGACUGCCAGCUUGGAUCCUUCAAAAGAACCCCAACACUGUUUUUAGGACAAUGGAUCCAGUCUACAUCCACUACAUGGACCUUUGGCUUGACAAGCUUCUUCCGAUGCUCCGCCCCCUUUUGUAUAGUAAUGGCGGCCCGGUGAUCAUGGUUCAGAUAGAGAAUGAAUAUGGGAGUUACUAUGCCUGUGAUAGGAAUUACACCUCACAUCUGAAGGAUAAAUUUGUUUCUCACCUGCAUGAUGAGGUCUUACUGUUUACAACGGAUGGUACCUUGGAUUCCAACUUUAAAUGUGGUCCUAUUCCUGGAAUCUUUGCUACGACAGAUUUUGGUGUCGCCUACACUCCAGAGAGAGGUUUUAAACCACUAAGGAAUUAUCAACCAAAGGGACCUUUGGUGAACUCUGAAUUCUAUACAGGAUGGCUUGAUCACUGGGGCCACAGACACGAAACUGUCAGUUUGGUACUGGUGUCUGUGAUGCUGGACAUUAUUUUGAAAUAUGGAGCUAGCGUAAACAUGGAUAACACAGAAGCAGGAGACAUAACAGAAAAAUAUAACAUCAUUGCUCGUGUCAUUUCCAAGUUCAAACCAUUGCCUCCCAUCCCUUGCCCUCCAUCAACCCUGAAAGCCAACUAUGGACCAGUCAGGAUGCAUUUCGUUGGAACAAUUAUGGAUCUGCUUGAUCAGCUGACUAAAGGCCCACCAAUCAAAUCACUGUAUCCUGUUUCUAUGGAAACCAUUGGUCAGUUUCAAGGUUUUACUCUGUACCGACAUACACUGACUUCUGACCUACAGAAAAACACUGUUCUCAAUGUCCCUGGAGUAAGGGACCGUGCCUAUGUCCUGAUCAACAAGGUGUCCGUUGGUGUGUUGAUGCGAGACACCAAGACGUCCCUGACUGUUGUUGGUAAUAAGGGCCAGAAUCUGGAUAUACUUGUUGAAAACCAGGGACACAUCACAUUCAACAAGGGAAUUAAUUUCAACUUAAAGGGCAUUAUACAGAAUGUCACACUGAAUGGUCAAGUGAUACAGGGCUGGACAAUGUACCCACUUCAACUGGACAAUUACUUCAGUAUGUCUGAGAAAGCACCAAGGUCCAACAGAUUCUGUCAAUCAAAUACAACCUUUGACCCUAGUGUCCCUUCCUUAUACAUGGGUGAAAUGACCAUUACCGCCGACCCUCAGGACACAUACAUGGACUUCACUGGAUGGAAAAAGGGUCAAGUUUUUAUCAAGUCCCAGACAGUGGUCAACUUGGGUCGGUACUGGCCUGAGAAGGGUCCACAAAUGCGUCUGUUUCUGCCUGCACCUUACCUGCAGAAAGGCUCUGACGGAAAUAAGAUACUGAUGGUGGAGCUAGAGGGUAGUCCUUGUGUGUCAAAUGAAAAGUGUGAGGUCAAGCUAGUAGAUACGCCCCUCAUCAAUGGACCUGUUACAGGACACAAGUGAUAACAACCUUUACUAUUGAAGUCUGUCACAGAGAGAUCUACAAGAGGAAACCAUUACCAUUGGCACUAAGGAACAUCAUGUGAUAGAUAUAUACAGAGGGAUAGUUUGGGGUAUGGGCUUACUACAGGACCUCAAGUCUGCCGACUCAUUCAUUCUUACUUAAAGUCAGAGGCAGACUUAUUAGGCCAACCUACCUGAAGGGUCAGGAUGACUUAUAGCCAUCGCAUUUCAUACAUUGAUGUGCACUGUGCGUAAACUGUCCAGUCAAAUGGACCUGUAACAUGUUUGAUACAAUGAAUGACCUUGACCUAUUUUCAAAGGUCUAGAGUGCUGAUAAUUGUCUGGUAGCAUGCUGGGAUGAAGGGUUACCAAUUUUGCUCAUUUGAUUGACAUUUUCUCUUUUUAAAUGUCACAGGAGUCAAUUGUGUUAAAAUCAUCAAACGACUUCUUCUCGAUAACCAAAAGGCCCCGGCUGUUGAUAUUGGUUCUUCAAUAUAAGUGGAUGAAGGGCUACUGAUUUGUUCAUGUAAUUUACCUUGACCUAUAUUCAAGGUUAAGUGAAUUGAGAUAUGUAAUUUUCUUUAUCAGCAAGCAAUUUAUUUUAGGCCUAUUUGGUCUUUUUCAUACAUAUAGGUCUUUAUAGUCAGGUGAUUGUCAAAGCCCCUGGGCCUCUUGUCCUAUUACAGGAUAAACUUGAACUGUCGUCCAGGGGCCUACACAUAUCGUGCAUUAAAAGUUAAAGACAAAUUUUCAAUAUCCGUAUAAUGAAAUGUUAUACAUAAAUUAACUGAUAUUUAUUUUUAAUUACCUCACCUGGUCCAAAGGGCCUAGUGAGCUUAUGCCAUGAUGAGGCGUCAGUCAUCUUUUCCCUUUAAACAACUUUUUCUCAAUAAUCAAUGAAUCAAAUGUUUUGAUAUGUGGCUGAUAUGUUCCUAGGAUAAAGCCCGACAAAGUUUGCUAAAAGAAAUGACCUUGACAUAUAUUCAAGGUCACAGGGGUCAAAUUUAAAUGACUUCUUCCAUGAAUUAAGAGGCCUUGAUGCACAAAUAUGGCUGGUAAUCCUGUACAUUUCUGGGGACAAAAGACAAAAAAUUGUCCCUAUAAAAUUGGGAAGUUGAACAUACUAAUAUAGGAAAUGUCUCAUUUUUUGUUUGUUGUUUGGUAAAAAAAUGUCCAGAUGUUUAGAAUGUAUAUAAAUCACUGUGUGUGGUAUAUUUUGGAAUAUUUUUUUAUGAUGUGGAUUUUAUCCCAAUUUUACAUAACUUCUCAUUCCAUUGUGUAUAGUAUUUGUUUUGAACAUGGUUGAUAAUUUCUAUAGAGUACUACUAUAUAAACCUUAUGUCAUGUGAUAUGAUGUGAUGACAAUCGAUCAGUAAGAAGAAAUCAGAAAAAGUAACACUGACUUUUUCCUGUGCUUUCUUCUUACUAUUGUCGACAAGGUACCCAGGUAUAUCAUUAUUUUCUUGCUAACAGAGUCACUUACCUGGUUUUCCUUAACAUCUCAGGAUGAUUUUUUUGUAGACAAGACACCUCAAUACUAUAAAACAAAGAAUUAAGAGUUAUACUCCUAGUGUCUAUGCUGCUGUUUGAUGGAAUUUUGAAAAAAUAAUUAAUCAUAUUUAAUUCCUACACUCAGUAUUAAUUCAACUAUAUUACUGCAGACAUGGAAGUAUACAUGUGAUUACUACUCAGCUGAAAAUAAAUAUGGGAACAUACAAUGAUCGUGAAAAUAAAUAUGGGAAGGUACAGUGAUCAUGAAAAUAAAUAUGGGAAGGUACAGUGAUCGUGAAAAUAAAUAUGGGAAGGUACAGUGAUUGUGAAAAUAAAUAUGGGAAGGUACCAUGAUCAUGAAAAAUGGGAAGAUACAAUGAUCGUAAAAAUAACCUCUGCAAGUACAGUUUGCCUAUUGAAAUCUUGAAAUUAACCCUGACAGAAAUACUGGUAACCUUUUUUUACAGUCUUUGUUAUUCAUUACUCACUAACAUGUGGGUAUGAUAUCAUUAAUCUAAGUAGAUAAUCUGGAUCUGACAUAUUGUUGGAUUUAAUAAAAUAGGAGAAAGUACACCGAGAUCUUUUCAUUGAUGUGUAGUCAAUACAAAAUUGAGAAAACAGUAUUUUUGUCAUCCAUUUUAUUAUCAUCACUUGGUCCCAACCACAUACAUGUAAAUUGAUAAUGUGUAUAUACAUUUCCCUGUUUGAAGUACAGCAGUUUGAGUUAUUUUAUCUUGACAAAUACAGUCAACUAGAAGACUGAGUAUAUAUCAAUUAUCAUAAAGAGUGAUGUAAAAAAUCAAUAAUAUGAUACAACCUCCUGACUAGAAAAUGACAAAAUAUUGCUCUGUAAAUGAUAAAAAUAAUCAGAAGACAAUAUUUAGAGUCAACACAUCCUGAUUAAACCAAUGAAAAUACUUGAUGAUCUCCUGAUCGUGAGGGUGAUAUUGUCAUGGUAUAAGAGAUUUUGUGGUUAUAUUUCCCCAAAAGUUAAUAGUCUUGAUAAGGGAAAUACUGUAUGCUGCCCUAAUCUGAGGGUGAUAUUUUCAUUGAGAGAAACUUUGUGUGGUAUAUAUGUCCUGUGGGUGAUAUUCUCCUUAUAAGAGAGAUUUUGUGUGGUAGAUGUCUCCAGAAAGUGAUAUUAUUUUGGUAAUAUCGUGAGUGAUAUUUUAGUUAAAGAAAUUUUGUGUGGUAGACUAAGUACUGAGGACAUAACUGUUGCUAUUUUACAGAUUUUGGAGUAUUUGUGUUUUUGGUGAAGAUGAUACAGUCUGAGAAAUAUUUUCCUUGUUUUUUUUUAAUUACCAUAUUUAUUUUACCACAUACAUAAAUGUACCAAACAUCAGCACAAUAAGAUACACCACUAAAUACAUAUCAAUUAUACAUACCAAACAUUGGCACAAUAAGAUACACCACUAAAAACAUAUCAAUCAAUUACACAUAUUUAGAAGCUAAGUACAGAUCAACCUUCUCAAUGAUAAUAAUAAGCAACACAUCUGACCAAUAACAACCGAACUGGAAUAAAAAUAACAAAGUAAUAUAGUCUAACAUCAGUAAAUUACAUAUAAAAUACUGAAUGUAAAACAAUAUAAAACUGAAGUCCACCACAAAACACGUGACGGUAUACUAACACAAUGGCUUCAUCCAAAUUACUAUUUUCCGGACAUUUCAACACUGUACGCUGAUUCUAUUCUAUUACUUCACUUCUGAACUUAAUUUUAUGUGUGAUUUAUAUAACACAUGUAACAAUACCUUGCUAAUGGUAUUUAUUAUGAACUUCACUGGAGUUUAUUUAAUCUACAAUUAUGCAAAUUUAAUUUUUAUUCAUCUUUUUCCUUUUUUUGAAUACAAGAACUAUUUUUUAUGGGAAUUUGAAAUUCUGAAUAUAUAAAUAAUCUCCGAAAAAAUAUUUCUUACAAUACAUGAAG
Molecule: messenger RNA, 5267 nt
Organism: Ylistrum balloti
Lineage: Eukaryota; Metazoa; Mollusca; Bivalvia; Pectinida; Pectinidae
Product: beta-galactosidase-like
Exons: 15
Coding region: 1-1848 (615 amino acids)
Biological process (GO): carbohydrate metabolic process
Cellular component (GO): vacuole
Molecular function (GO): beta-galactosidase activity
Source: RefSeq, a predicted model, not a curated record